Messenger RNA from Papaver somniferum (opium poppy), 3604 nucleotides. Its product is annotated as basic proline-rich protein-like. The record is from RefSeq and is a predicted model, not a curated record. The transcript has 5 exons. Gene Ontology annotation, biological process: defense response. Bases 53 to 3604 code for a protein of 1183 amino acids. NCBI's taxonomy places the organism in Eukaryota, Viridiplantae, Streptophyta, Magnoliopsida, Ranunculales, Papaveraceae.
GUACAUAUUCAAAACUACUCAAGUUGAGAAAUAUAUCUAAUUCAAGAAGAGAAUGGAACGAAAAUCCCCUGCUCUCAAUGUUGUAAUUAUCGGUGUACUCCUAAUAGGGUUGUUCACUGCGCAGACUCCAGUUGAUGCUACAAGUUGUUGCGAAAGCACCAAAGCAAGAAAUUCAUAUAGUGUCUGCCGUCUCCGUCUCGGAGCUUCCAAAAAUUGUGCGAAAUUAACUGGUUGUAUAAUUAUUGACGGUACCUCGUGUCCCAGCGAUUACCCUAUAGGGAUGACUCCGGCCAAAGAGGGUACAACCAAGGUCAUACCACAUACCGGAUCCGAGAUAUGUACAACAGAGGAUUUAUCACGAUUUCGUUAUUCAAGAAAUGGCUGCGAGUGGUGUAGAAACUGGUGUGCAAAUAAAUGUCACGACAUGCUUGGUUCAGUUAGCAAUCAAACGUCCCUUCGGGGACCUCCGAUAAAAGUGGAACGAUACAGAGUUAGCAAUCAAACAUGUGCACCGUUUAUAAACCCGCAUGGUUUGCAUACUUUAAAAUGUGAAUGUUGCUGCGAACCACCUCUAUAUCCAUAUCACCCACCUCCACCUCUAUCACCAUCUUCCCCACCGCCACCUCUAUCACUAUCCCCACACCCUCCAGCCCAAUUUCUUCCAUGUAAACCUGGUGACGUAUUCAAGUUCGUUUUACGUAAUUCAACAAAUGGUUGUGAGUCUUGCAGAAAGCGGUGCGCAGAUAGACGUGCCAUCAUGAUUGGUUCAGUUAGCAAUCAAACAUGUGCACCGUUUACAAACACCUAUAGUUCUCCUCCUUUUAUAUGUCAAUGUUGCCGCAAACCACCUUCUCCCACAUCUCCAUCUCAUCCACCUCCCCCUUCAUUCCAACGUCCUCCACUUCUGCCUCCAUCCCCAACCCCACCUCCUCCCCUUGCGUCUCCAUCUACUCUUCCACCAUCACCUCCCCCUCCUCCAUCAACAUCCUCACUUCCCCCUCCUUCACCCCCGUCACCCAAUCCUCCAUCUCCAUCCCAACUCCUACCUCCCCCUCCUUCAUCUCCUCCACCCCCAUCACCUCCCCCUCUAUCUCCUUUGAAACUCCCACCUCCCCCUCCAUCAUCUCCCCCACCCUCAUCACCUCCCCCUCCAUCUCCUUUGAAACUCCCACCUCCCCCUCCUCCAUCUGCCCCACCCUCGUCACCUCCCCCUCCAUAUCCUUUGAAACUCCCACCUCCCCAUCCUUCAUCUCUCCCACCCUCAUCACCUCCCCCUCCAUAUCCUUUGAAACUCCCACCUCCCCAUCCUUCAUCUCUCCCACCCUCAUCACCUCCCCCUUCAUUUCCAUCCGAACUCACACCUCCCCCACCCUCAUCACCUCCCCCUUCAUUUCCAUCCGAACUCACACCUCCUCCACCCCCAUCACCUCCCCCUCCAUCUCCUUUGAAACUCCCACCUCCCCCACCGCAGUAUCUAUACCCUCCUCCUCAAUUUUCCCCCCUUACUCCACCCCCAUCACCUCCCCCACUGUUUCCCCAACACCUUCCACCACCGUUUGUUCCGUUUCCAUAUUCUCCACCUCUAUAUCCAUUUCACCCACCUCCACCUCAACCUCUAUCACCAUCCCCACACCCUCUAUCCCCAGUUCUUCAAUGUAAACCUGGUGACGUAUACAAUGGUGUUUUAAGUAAUUCAACAGAUGGUUGUGCAUAUUGCAGAAAAUGGUGUGAACAUAAAUGUCCUAUCAUGCUUGGUUCAGUUAGCAAACAAACGUGUGGACCGUUUAUAAACCCCUACGACCCUCCUACUUUUGUAUGUGAAUGCUGUUGCAAACCACUUUCACUCACAUCUCCAUCUCAUCCACCUCCCCCUUCAUCCCCAACCCCACCUCCUCCCCUUCCAUCUCCUCUCCACUCCCACCUUCCCCUCCUUCAUCUCCCCCAUCCUCAUCACCCCCACCUCCAUUUCCACCCCAACUCUCAUCUCCCUCCACCCCCAUCACCUCCCUCUCCAUUUCCUUCCAAACUCCCACCUCCUCCACCGCCGUCCAUAUACCAUCCCGCUAUAUUUGUCCCCCUUCCUCCACCCCCACCGUCGUCCCCCAACCUUAUACUUCCGUUUGUUUCGUAUCCAUAUCCUCCACCUCUAUCACUAUCUACACAACCACCUUCCUCUUAUUUAUCUCCACCCCUUUCAUUCAUAUCUCCUCCACCUCCAUAUCAUCCCCCUUCCUCACCUCCUCCAUCUCUUUCUGGAGGUGGCGGCGGUGGAGGUGGUGGUGGUGGUGGAGCCGUUGCUGCUGUAGCGGGUGUCUUGGGCGCCACUAUAAACGCUGCAGCUGGUGUCGCCGCCACUAAGGGUACAACCAUCGCCGGUGCAAUCGGUGGAGCCGUUGCGGCUGGGCGCGCCGCCGUAGAUGCAGUCGGUGGAGUUGUUAAAGAUGGGCGUGCAGCAGUCGGUGGAGCUGGACGCGCCGCCGCCACAGGUAAAAAAGCAGCUCGUGAUAAUCACUCCCCUCGGUCCUCAUUAAGACCCCCUUCAUCUUCAUCCCCUAAAAAAGCCCCUCAGUCCUCACUAAGACCCCCUUCACCUCCGUCCCCUAAAAAAGCAGCUACUGAUAGUCAUUCCCCUCGGUCCUCAUUAAGACCCCCUUCAUCUCCAUCCCCCCCAUCCCCAUCUCUGCGCCCUCCUUCUCCUCAUCCUCAUCCUCCUCCCCGUCGUUCUCCGCCGUCUUCACCUCCAUCCCCCCCAUCCCCAUCUCUCCGCCGUCCUUCUCCUCCUCCUCCUCCUCCUCCUCUUCCCCGUCGUCGUUCCCCGCCGCCUCCAUCUAUCCGCCCUCCUUCUCCUCCUCAUCCUCCUCCACCUCCCCGUCGCCGUCCCCCGCCGCCUCCUUCCCCUCCUACUCCGCCUCCGUCCCUAACGCCCUCGCUGGCUCCGCCUCCUUCCCCUCCGCCCCCAUCUCCAUCCCUAGUGCCUCCUUCUGAAUCUACCUCCUCACCCCCUUCCCCUUCCCUUUCCUCAUCGUUAUCUCAACAUUCAUCUCCUCCAUCUCAAUCUCCUUCUCCGUCUCCUUCAUCACCAUCUCAAUCCCCCUCUCCAUAUCCAUCCCCUCCAUCUAAAUCUCCUCCAUCUUCAUCCCUAUAUUAUGCUCCUCCAUCUCCAUCUUCUUCGUUCCAAACCCCAAACUCAUCACUUCGAUCUUCAUCUGCAUCUUUAUCUCCAUCUUUUAUGGAUAGUCAGCCAACAGUUUCGACUCGCAACGAGAGUGUUCAGCCUGGUCAUGAUUUUGAGACCGAGGUGACUGGUGUAUCAGCUGAGACUGAUCAGCUGAAUCCAGCGUUUGACUGGAGUGAUGAUGAAGACGUAACAGCGACAACAGGAGAAAGUGUGGCAGUACCAGGCGUAACUGCGACAGCAGGAGCUGUAGGCAUACCGGGCGUAACUGUGACACAAGGAGAAGGUGUAGCAGUUCAAGAUGUGACUGCAACGGAAGAAGAACGUGUAGCAGUUCAAGAGAGAUCUGACAUUAUGAGUCCGGGCAAUGAUGUUGCAGUAGAAGGUGAUAUGGAUCCAUCAAUGUCGGAUAUGGGUGAUAACCAAUAA